UCGUACAGUUUGUAACGUACCUACCAGGUUGCAUAGAUUCGUUUGUAAUAGUGUAGUUUGUUUCGAAACGGUUCAGUGUCGUUUUCACUGUUAUAUAUUCAUGCGUUCUGUUUCGGUGAAAGGAAGAAGUUCAAGUUUUUCGCUCUCGAGUGUUUCAAGGGCAGAAAGUCUCUUGUUUGUGUAUACGAAAUAAAUAGCAUUCGGAAAUAAUCGAGUGCGUAGAUCAGUCUGUCAAGUCAGAGUGACUAGAGAUGAUGGACCAAGGAUUUCCGGGGCAACAUACCACGACAACGACUGUGACAUCGACGACAACUACUACACAACCAAAUAUUCGAUUUGAUACAUCCUAUACAAGAACAAGGCCUGGUAUUCUUAAAAUCGCGCAAGUGGCUUUUAAUCUGCUGGGAUUCAUAUGCAUCACAGUAUCGAGCCAAAGCAACUCGAGUCGCGGAGCAUGGUUCAAUACGGUAGCCAUGGCUGGUUUUUGGUUCACAGGAAUACUACUUGUUUUUUACCUGUUCCAUAUCGUCGAAAAGUUUUCAAAAAUUCCUUGGUUGAAAGUUGAGUUCAUAUUUUGCACAAUUUGGACAGCCUUCUAUUUGCUGGCCGCUGCGCUCGCGGCAGACUAUGCUAAAUACGUAGAAUCUUUUGGAGCAGCUGCUUUCUUUGGAUUCUGUGCUAUGGUAGUUUAUGGCUACGACGCAUGGCUGAAGUUUCAAGCAGUGAAGAGAGGUACCUUAGCGCAGGGCCAGCAAACGCCUAAACAAAUCUCCACAGUGACGAGUCCAGCGUAUUAACUUUAAUCCGAAUAGAAAAUAGUUGGUUGGGCCACGUUUGAAGCAUAUUGUUGCUUUUAUGCAUUGGAUUUAUUUCGUUAAAUGUUACGUACGUUUCUGGUUAUACCGUUCGAACGUAACAUACUAUACAUAAGAACAGGGCACAACGGAUUUGUCAAAUUCAUAAUGAUUAAUUUUGCUAUUUUUGUCGAUGUACGUAAGCAUUCGUGUACGUACAUAUCUAUAAUCUCACUCGAGCACGACAUUCGAUAAUAUCAUACCGUUGUACCAUAAAGAGACGAUAUAUAUAUAUAUAUAUGUAUAUAC
Colletes gigas is the source of this 1103-nucleotide messenger RNA. RefSeq names its product CKLF-like MARVEL transmembrane domain-containing protein 4. NCBI's taxonomy places the organism in Eukaryota, Metazoa, Arthropoda, Insecta, Hymenoptera, Colletidae. Bases 252 to 797 code for a protein of 181 amino acids. The transcript is spliced from 5 exons. The record is from RefSeq and is a predicted model, not a curated record. Gene Ontology annotation, cellular component: membrane.